AUGGCCAAUCACCUCAGACCUCUGCUCAUAACAGCAAACUUUGGAGGUAUUCCUAUUCCCAAAAUGAUGGUAGAUGGAGGUGCAGCCAUUAAUCUUUUACCUCACAGAUUGUUGAGCAAGAUGGAAAGAACAGAGAAGGAUCUAAUUCCAACACAUUUGACUGUCACAAACUUUGCUGGGGGCAUCACCAAGACUCAUGGAAUCCUGAAUAUGGAUGUCAUAGUUGGAACCAAAGAAUUAAAGAUUGCAUUCUUUAUGGUAGACACUACUUCUACAACUUAUAAUGCAUUGCUUGGCAGGGACUGGAUUCACCAAAGCUUAUGUGUCCCUUCCACUCUACAUCAACAAUUAGCCCUCUGCCAUGUGUUUUGA
Messenger RNA from Prunus armeniaca (apricot), 372 nucleotides. Lineage: Eukaryota; Viridiplantae; Streptophyta; Magnoliopsida; Rosales; Rosaceae. The record is from the annotation of a GenBank genome assembly.